GGAACCCACCGGAUAUCAUCUGAUGUUGACUCAACUUUGUCUGGCUUCAUUCACGUCAUCUCUCAACACCAACUCCAGUCUCACAUCUCAAGUGGCUAAUCAGACUGUAAACAACAAGCAGCACAAGGAAAAGGAAGUCUUGGCCUUGAUAAGUGCUGGCUACACCGGAACCCCAGAAAUACAGCCCCUUGGCCCCAGAGGCUCGACCAUCGUCAGACCGGUAGACGGUGGAUCAGAGAUUGACAACAACCAUACUGUACCUUUUCUGAGCUGUGUUGUAUUUCCCCAGGUGAAUGUACUGUAAUGGGCAUUCCCAGCGUGACCACCAACCUGUCUGGUUUCGGCUGCUUCAUGGAGGAGCACGUGUCAGACCCUGCUGCCUAUGGUGUAUACAUCGUGGAUAGACGGUCCUGUUCACCGGAAGAGUCCUGUAACCAGCUGACCCAGUUCAUGUUCAGUUUCUGCCAGCAGUCUCUGCGCCAGCGCGUCAUCCAGCGGAACCGGACUGAGAGGCUGUCUGACCUGCUGGACUGGAGAUACCUGGGACGGUUCUACAUACACGCCCGCCAUCUGGCACUGAACAGAGCUUUUCCAGACAAGUUCAAGAUGGACCCCAUGUACCCGCUGAAGACAGAGGGCUUCCGUUACCCACGGCCCUACUCGGUGCCCCCCUCUCCCUCUGCCUCCGUCCACUCCACCCCCCACCACAGCGAUGAUGAUGAUGAGCCCUACGAUGAAGAUGAGGAGGCUGAGAGGGACCGACUGAACAUUAAAGCUCCCUUUGUGCUGGGUGCUGUGCCAUAGGGCAAGAAGAAGCAACCUGCAGAGUUAGGAAGCUGAGAAGCUGCUGACAAAACAGGUUUACAGUCAGUCACAGUGUUCCUCACGGAUGUGUAAAGAAUAAAGUAACAAGAUGAAAGGCUCU
Messenger RNA from Anarrhichthys ocellatus (wolf-eel), 925 nucleotides. RefSeq names its product glycogen [starch] synthase, liver-like. Gene Ontology annotation, biological process: glycogen biosynthetic process. Gene Ontology annotation, molecular function: alpha-1,4-glucan glucosyltransferase (UDP-glucose donor) activity. The transcript has 4 exons. Bases 304 to 804 code for a protein of 166 amino acids. The record is from RefSeq and is a predicted model, not a curated record. Gene Ontology annotation, cellular component: cytoplasm. NCBI's taxonomy places the organism in Eukaryota, Metazoa, Chordata, Actinopteri, Perciformes, Anarhichadidae.